Messenger RNA from Tetrahymena thermophila SB210, 189 nucleotides. RefSeq lists its product as hypothetical. The record is from RefSeq and is a predicted model, not a curated record. NCBI's taxonomy places the organism in Eukaryota, Ciliophora, Oligohymenophorea, Hymenostomatida, Tetrahymenidae. The transcript has a single exon.
AUGAUCCAUAUAAUUGUCACAGUUGAGUUUGGGAAAAAGAACGUGGGAAAAAGAGAAAAACUACCAGGCUGCUAGCCUACAUUACACUUUACAAUAAUUACACUUUACGCCAAUCAAUUACACAAAUACCUAAUACACUACACUAACAAUUAAAAUAAUUACUUACUGGAUUUGAAAAAAAAAGAUUGA